AUGCCUGGAAAAAGAUCUGGAAAAGGCGUCAAACGGACUAAUACUAGUGAUACAAGUGUUCUAAAUGACUCUGGAAGUAAAAAACCGUCUAGAAAAAAGAGUAAAAAGAAGAAUAAAAGUAAAUCUACUGAAGACAACUCAUGUGUCAACACAGGUGACAGUUCAGGUGACAUUACAAAUGUAAACAAACCACCCAAUACACCUUCUAAUUCUAAAGUUUUAGAUACAAUGAACACAAGUCCCAGUCAACAGACUAACAGUGGGCCAACGUUGGCAAAUGGACGGCCCAGUCAAUUAGAAAAAAAACAUAGCUGUAAAGAGUCUUCGGAUAAGGAGAUAGAUGAUGCAGCUAAAGAUUGGCUUAAGCCUUGA
This is a messenger RNA of Mytilus trossulus (common blue mussel), 372 nucleotides long. RefSeq lists its product as uncharacterized. The transcript has 2 exons. The record is from RefSeq and is a predicted model, not a curated record. Bases 1 to 372 code for a protein of 123 amino acids. Lineage: Eukaryota; Metazoa; Mollusca; Bivalvia; Mytilida; Mytilidae.